Molecule: messenger RNA, 11601 nt
Organism: Trachemys scripta elegans
Lineage: Eukaryota; Metazoa; Chordata; Testudines; Emydidae
Gene: PRRC2B
Product: proline rich coiled-coil 2B
Exons: 32
Coding region: 227-6874 (2215 amino acids)
Biological process (GO): cell differentiation
Source: RefSeq, a predicted model, not a curated record
GACUGGAGGAGGAGGGGCCGCCAGACACAGAGAGGCAGCCAGCGCGAGAGAACCCGCAAUCCGGCCAGCGCCGCCUCUGCCUUUUCAAUCCGCAGCCAUCCGGCUCCCCGAGCCCCCAUCUCCCCUCCUGACUCGGCUCCCCAGGCAGACCCGGCUCCCCACAACCACAACCGGCAGAUCAGAAGCGGCGCACAGAAAUUUCCUUACUAGAUGACAUUUCAUCGCAAUGUCCGAUCGUUUGGGGCAAAUAACCAAGGGAAAGGAUGGGAAAAGCAAGUACUCGACUCUCAGCCUGUUUGAUAAGUAUAAAGGAAAGUCAAUAGAAGCUAUCAGAACUACAGUUAUUCCUAGACAUGGCUUACAGAGUCUUGGGAAAGUUGCUGCUGCCCGGCGCAUGCCACCUCCUGCAAACUUGCCAAGCUUGAAGUCUGAGAACAAAGGAAACGACCCCAACAUCAUUAUAGUACCCAAGGACGGUACAGGAUGGGCAAACAAGCAGGAUCAGCCAGACCAAAAGAGUUCCAGUGCGACGGCUGCACAGCCGCAGGAGUCGCUGCCGCAGCAGGGUUUGCAGAAAUCUGUCUCCAAUUUACAGAAGCCGACACAGCCAAUCAGUCAAGAGAGUACAAAUUCAGUGCCAGGUGGGCCAAAGUCAUGGGCACAGCUGAAUGGAAAGCCAGCAGGACAAGAAGGUGGUUCAAGGGCCUCAAGCCGACUGUUAUCCUUCUCUCCCGAGGAAUUUCCGACGCUGAAAGCAGCUGGCGAGCAGGACAAGGUUGGCAAAGAAAAGGGCGCCUUAGAUCUGUCGUAUGGGCCAGGACCAAGCCUCCGCCCCCAGAAUGUCACCAGUUGGAGGGAGGGCGGUGGGAGGAACAUUACCUCUGCCACAUCUCUGACCGCCUCCCCUCCUGAGCCGGGCAGCAAGACCUCUAGCACAGGAGAUGGAGCCCCCUCCUCAGCGAGUGCCAGCGAUCCUAAGGAGCCCUCUCUCCGCCCGGCUCAGCCUAUCCGUAAAGGGGCUUCGCAGUUCAUGGGAAAUGCGUACCAUCCGCCUACGUACCAUGACAUGCUACCUGCUUUUAUGUGUCCCCAGCAGUCAUCUGAGGUCCCUGGAUCACUGGACCGUGGGUCUUUCCCCCUUCCUCAGCUUCGGCUUGAGCCCCGUGUCCCUUUCAGACAAUACCAGAUGAAUGACCAAGAUGGAAAAGAGAAUAGACCUGGGGUAUCUCGCCCAACGCGUCCAGUUCGGCAGCAAGGAGAGCGGGCUCCCCGGCCCACCAUUAUCAACGCAGAAAACCUGAAGGAGCUGGAUGAACUCGACAUUGAUGCAGAUGAUGGUUGGGCAGGCAUACAUGACGAAGUGGAUUACUCCGAGAAACUGAAGUUUAGCGAAGAUGAGGAAGAGGAAGAAGCUCUUAAAGACGGAAGACAGAAAUGGAACAGCUGGGACCCCAGAAGGCAGCGACAGCUGUCCCUGAGCUCUGCAGACAGUGCAGAUAUUAAACACACCCUGGAGGAAGGAAAGAACUGGGGUGACCCAGUUGGUUUGUCUCGGUCAGUUGUCAAGGUGCAAGGCCCCCAGCAGCCUUCAAGGAAGCUGAAUGGCUGGACCCCUGCAUCAGAAUAUCAGAAGCCCCCACUGGGAUGUAUUCUCAGACAGCAGUCCUUGGAGGAUAAAGAAGAAAAGGUGCCCCUGAGACAGAAGUUUGUCCACUCUGAGAUCUCGGAAGCUGUUGAGCGAGCCAGGAGGCGACGUGAGGAGGAAGAGCGACGAGCCAGAGAGGAGCGCCUGGCUGCCUGUGCUGCCAAACUCAAGCAGCUGGAUCAGAAAUGCAAACUGGCUCAGAAAACAGGAGAGACCCAGAAACAUGUGGAGAAUGAAGAUCUGAAACCCCCGAGUGUGGAAAAGAAGGUGGCUCAGGAGAAUGGUCAUACGUUCCGUAGAGCUACUUCUGAAUUUCAUGCACAGGAUGUCUCUGUUGGUUAUCUAGAAGAGGAAACCACAGCCACAACAGUAGCUGCCCAAAACAGCACUGAGGAGGAGAUUAGAGAAGCCACGUCCCCAGCACAAGAGUUCAAUAAAUACCAGAAAUCACUUCCUCCAAGAUUCCAGAGGCAGCAGCAGCAGCAACAGCAGCAGGAGCAGCUGUAUAAGAUGCAGCAUUGGCAGCAACAGCAGGUCUAUCCUCCGCCAUCCCAUUCCCAUCCUCAGCGUACGUUCUACCCACCACACCCGCAGAUGCUCGGCUUUGAUCCUCGCUGGAUGAUGAUGCCGUCUUACAUGGACCCUCGUAUGGCUCAGGGCCGUACCCCUGUGGAUUUUUACCCUUCGGCCCUUCAUCCUUCAGGAAUUAUGAAGCCCAUGAUUCAGCAGGACUCCGUCAAUGGGAGCGGCUGCAGGUCUGAAGAGCAAAACUGUCAGCCAUCGUUGCAGCAGGAAAGGAAAGCUGCCUCCAUGGACCCUGCCCCAGUGUGGGGCCAGGAAAGCUACACAUCCCUGCAGAACAAAGGAUACCCAUUACCACAUCAAAAACAGACGGAGAACAUGAGCAUGGAGGGACUGCACACCAGGAGUGACAGCUCUUACUCUGCCUCAUCUGGAAGGUCAGAGGGCAUAAAUGCCCAGCGAGAUCUCUUUGAGGAGAGAGGGGAUGAGUACUUAAACACUUUUGACAAGAAGGCCCAAGCUGACUUUGACAGCAGUAUAUCUUCUCAAAGAAUAGGCCAAGAUCUUUUGUUUCAGCACCAGGAGACCGUGCAAGAUGCAUGCGUUUCUGGUGCCCGCCAUGCAAGCUUACGGUGUUCUCCCCUGGAGUCUGACUUUAUACAAGUUGAUAAAAAACCUGAGUAUAAUGGUUGGGACAUCAACCACCAUCAGAAAUCCUCGGAAGCUGCAGCAGAGGCAGAUGAAGAAGUGCCCAGGGAUGAGCAGUCAUUUAGUGCUGACCCAUGGAAGAAAGAAGGUGCUGUCAGCAAGCAACCUGCUGAAGAGACGGAUUGGGCUCCUGAGAACAGAAACACCACCAGUCAGCACCAGGAGCAGAUGGGGAGGACCCGGAGAUCUGGCCCAAUUAAAAAACCAGUCCUGAAAGCCCUCAAGGUUGAGGAGAAGGAGAAAGAACAGGAGAAGAUUAAACUAGAAGGAGAAGAGGUUUCACACCCAGCAAAAGAGAAAGCACCUGUCUAUAAGGUGGAGAAUGAUUCAGAAGAUUCAUCAACCUUGCUAAACUCCACUCAUUACCUGCUGGACGAAAAGGGUUCUUCCCAAGCCAGUUUCACCCAAGAUGCUGAGAAAUCUCAGGAGGAAGAGGAAGAGGAGGAAGAGGAGGAGAAGACUGAAAGGGCAUGGGAGAAUAAGCUUUCCAGAGAGUCUAAUGACCUCCCUCCCACAAAAAGAAACAACUGGAUCUUUAUCGAUGAGGAACAAGCCUUUGGUGGGAGAGGCCGAGGGAGAGGCAGAGGCUUUAGAGAAUUCACUUUCAGAGGCCGUGGCACUGCUGUUAGUGGCAGGGGUGUCUAUAACAACCAAAGAAGCAGCAGAGGGCGGGGUCUACGGGAGUUCAAUCAGCCGGAAGACUUCCCGAGGGGCAAGCCCAGGCGCAGGAUUGCUAGUGAGACACAUAGCGAAGGGUCUGAGUACGAGGAGCUCCCCAAGCGGCGCCGGCAGAGAGGUUCUGAAAACAGCAAUGAAAGCUCCCUCCUAGAGAGGGAGGAGAGCGACCUGAAGAAGGGAGACUUCAAAGAUUCUUGGAGGUCCAAUAAAAUCUACUCUGACGAUCACAGCAGCCUUGAUGCCAAGGUGAGGGCCCCGAGAGCUUUUGGGAGGUCUCUGCCCCCACGACUGAGCAACUCUGGGUACGGGCGAAGAGGCUUCAUGGCGAAGGAGCCUUCCCAGUGGCAGGGCAGAAGCGGGGGAACCACAUGGCAGGAGUACAGCCACUGCCCUCCAUCAGACACUUUUGGGAUUAGGCGACAGUCUGACAGGGACUAUAUCCAAGAUUCUUACAAGCACGCGGACUCCUUCACUGGCAGGGGUUUUGAGGAGAAUCACAUUGACAACAGAAGGCCCAUGUUCCAGGAGGAUUACACUGCAGAUCAAGAGAACAUAGAAAACAGGCCAUUCAGGAGGCGGCGUCCCCCUCGUCAAGACAAGCCCCCCCGAUUCAGGCGCCUGAGACAAGAGAGAGAAUCUGUCGGCCAGUGGAACCCCGAGGAAGGUGGAACCAGCCUGUUGCCCAGCCAAUGGCCCGGGAGACCCAAGCUGACCAUGGUGGAGAAGAAUGGUGUCUCUGGCAGGAGGUCUCCUGAGCUGUCCUAUCAGAACUCGUCAGAUCAUGCCAAUGAGGAGUGGGAGACAGCGUCUGAAAGCAGCGACUUCAGUGAGAGACGGGAGAGACGCGAUGGUGUUUUGGAGAGUGAAGCGCAGCUGGAUGGCGGCCUUGCCGGUAGCAGCUUGGGAGAGAAGAGAGAGUUGGCAAAGAGGAGUUUCUCAAGCCAGAGGCCCCUAGUGGACAGACAGAGCCGUAAGGCUGAACCAGCAGGGUUUGGGGAGCAAUUGAUAAGGGCCGGUGGAGGAGCUGCUUCCCGGUUCGAGAGCCAGCAGAAUGGGAUGCCAAUGAAAAGCAAAAGAUCUCCAGAAGAAGGUGGGGGUCUGGGUAAUACCAAAAGUGGGAGCAGCCACUCUGUUUACAGCCUAGAGAGAUCAUCGCGCACCAGCUCAGACAGUGCAGAGGGGCCAGGUAAAAAGCAGGAAAAAGAGCCUAAAUCCACAGCCCAGAGACCAAGUGAAAAGGGGGAGACCAUGUCACAGUUCGAGUUGAAUUAUGGAAAUGCCAUCAUUGACAGUCGGGUUUCAAGCACAGCAGAGGAGAAUGAAGUGGGCUCUAUGGCAGGAGAAGGCUUCAUUGAGGUCCUCACUAAGAAGCAACGCCGCUUGCUGGAAGAGGAACGUAGGAAGAAAGAACAAGCUGCCCAGGGACCAACCAAAGGACGUGUCCUUCAGUCUCGUAUCCCGCCUCGAUUUGCUAAGAAGCAGAACAGUAUGUGCCUGGAGCAAGGUGAUGUAACUGUGUCCGGAAGCAGCCUGGGCACAGAGAUUUGGGAAAGCAAUAGUCCAGCCCUCUCCGUUCAGUCACCUGGCAGCGAUUCCUGGAGUAGGCCUGUAAAUGCCUUUAAUGGCACCGAAUCCAGCUCCACUGAGCAGGGUUUUAAAGGCAGCCAGGGGGAUAGUGGCAUUGACUUGAGUGCGGAGUCUCGGGAAUCUUCUGCUACCUCCUCUCAGCGCAGUUCUCCAUAUGGCACCCUCAAACCAGAGGAGAUGAAUGGGGCUGGCCUGGUGGACCCAAAGCCUGACUGCCAGAAGGAGCAAGUUCAGAAGCAAUCUGAUAAAAAGGAUUCAGAUCAAGGCUCAGGACAGAACAAGGAACACAAGCCCGGACCAAUCGGCAAUGAACGCUCCCUGAAAAACAGAAAGGGUUCGGAGGGAACGGAACGGCUGGAAGGGAAUAUCCCCCCUGUUAAUGGGGUGGAAAUUCACGUGGACUCAGUUCUUCCUGUGCCACCCAUUGAAUUUGGAGUAAAUCCUAAAGACUCUGACUUCAGUCUGCCCCCUGGCUCUGCCUCUGGUACUGCAGCUAGCCCUGUCACCAAACUGCAGGAUGCCUUGGCCGGUAAUGCAGGGUUAACGCAGUCCAUUCCCAUUCUGCGAAGAGAUCACCAUCUCCAGCGAUGCAUCGGUCUGAACCCAAUGUCUUUCCCCACUGCAGACCUCACUCUUAAGAUGGAGUCUGCACGCAAGGCUUGGGAGAAUUCCCCUAGUUUACCAGAACAGAACUCUCCAGGAGGUGCUGGCUCAGGCAUCCAGCCUCCUUCCAGUGUCGGCGCUUCCAGUGGUGUCAGCUACAGCUCUUUUGGCGGUGUUUCUAUGCCUCCUAUGCCUGUGGCGUCCGUAGCACCUUCUGCAUCUAUUCCAGGUAACCACAUCCCACCCCUGUAUCUGGAUGGCCAUGUGUUUGCGAGUCAGCCACGCUUGGUCCCUCAGACGAUACCUCAGCAGCAGAGCUACCAGCAGGCUGCUGCUGCUCAGCAGAUUCCGAUUUCCCUUCACACAUCUUUACAGGCCCAAGCUCAGCUUGGGCUGAGGGGAGGCCUGCCUGUCUCCCAGUCCCAAGAGAUCUACAGCUCCAUACAGCCCUUCAGGUCUCCAGUGUACAUGCACCCCAGUCUGUCCCAGCCCAGUACCAUGGUCCUGACAGGAGGUGCUGCUCUGAAGCCCCCAUAUUCUGCCUUCCCAGGCAUGCAGCCCUUGGAGAUGGUAAAAACACAGUCUGGGUCCCCUUAUCAGCCAAUGAGUGGAAGCCAGACACUGGUAUAUGAAGGCCAGAUAAACCAGGCAGCCAGUUUGGGAGCCUCACAGAUGAUGGACUCCCAACUUACACAGGGAUUGAAGCCUGUCAUGGAACGUAAAGCUGAGGCCAGUGUGAACCUUCCUGAUGUUCCAGUCCCUGAAAUCACACCAGCAGAGGAGUAUAGCAGAUUUUUAGAUGUGGACAUCGAGCUGAAAACAAAAGCUAACAAUGCCUAUGCCUGGGUCCCAGCUUCCUCUCCCCCGGUAUGGUUCUGGCCAGCAGCAACUGAUUUUACCACAGUCCAUCCAGCUUCCUCAGGGGCAGAAUCUGUCUGUAGGAGCUCCCCGCAGGAUUCUUCCACCUGGAUCUCAGCCUUCUGUCCUCACUACCAGCAGGGAGGCCUAGCUCUGCCAGCCCCAGUGGGAAGCCAUCUGGACCAGCAGUCAAUAUGGGUUCCGUGCAGGGACACUAUGUACAACAGGCAAAGCAGCGAGUGGAUGAAAAUAAAACCAACCUGGGAGCUGUGAAAUUGCAAGAACCAUCCUCUGCAAACCAGAUGAAGCCGGUGCGCACGGGAGCGAUCAAACCUCAAGCAGUAAAAGUGGAGGAAAGCAAGGCCUAGGAGAGCCCGUGAUCACCCGCUGUCUCUACUGGCUGAGGGAGGCAUUGCAGCUCAGCUUGUACCCCACUGGAAGUUCUGAAAAUCUGGCCAGAUCCAUCCCCAACCCAACACUGACUAAAGCAACAUAAUCCAAGCCCCUCUCCAACAAAGCAGUUUGAAACAAUGGAUAUGACAUUGACCUGCUUGCUCAAAAACCAAACCAACCACCUGCUCCCAUGUGACUGUUGAGUGGCUCUAGCCAUUUUUAUUUUCAUACCCCCACCCACAGGUAGCCAGGAUAGCUCAUUUGGCAAAGCCCAUCCUUCUCCUUCCCUACUUCUGUCAGCAGAAUGGCAACAGGGGGAAGAGGGUUAGUUGGAGGUUUUUCAUUUUAAAGGCAGCUGAGGUUUUUACAAAAAAAAAAAAAAAAAAAAAAAAGCUAUAUCUUUGUUUAUUGCAAAACUUUUAUAUGUUCUCUCAUUCCCCCUUCUCUCUGCCCCCUCAUUCCUCCCAGAAGAUAACUCCUCAAACCAAUAUCAUGUUCUGAGAUAGAACCUGCUUAAUUUUAUAUACAGUUCUGUGCUACAUUGACAGUUGUGACUCUCUUAAAUUGAAUUGCUUGGGUGUUCUCCCCCGAGGAGGUUUAACCUUUCACAUUAUUUGAUUAAGAGAAAUACAGGACAGUUAAGGCAUUCAAUAAUUUUUCAGUAUUUUGGUUUUAAGCUAGAAGCAGUGCUUGCUUUAGAAGUAAACGUGUAACAAAGGUAUAUAGUAAAUCAAUGCAUUAAUCUUGAAACUCGCACCACUUAACUGUAGCUUUGGGGUGCCCUGUGCACAACAAAAUGUGGCGUUUUUGUUUUAAGGAAAGGCACUGAAUUUAUGUUGCAAGCUCAUCUGGAUCUAGUUGUUUUUGUCGGUUGGGUUUUGUUUUGGAGACUGCCAAAUGCACAGCGAAAGGUAAAUCAUGGAUUUACAACAUGUAAAAUCUGUUAAUGAAUCUCCACACCUUGCAUAGGUCAGAAGAGUUGGCUAGAGCCAACAGGUCUAUUUGGACUACUUUUUGUAGUUGUGAUGCUCUCGCUAUGCUCCACCCUUGGCCACUCUAAUUCUUUAUGCCUCCUUGCCUCAUGGGCUGCUCUGUUUCCCAUGGGGCUGCUCUCUGAGCUUCACUCUCCCUUCUUUUCAGGUCUUGCUCUCUGCUUCUUUCUCGUCUUCAUAGCUUUUUGCACAACUCCCAUGGACACAAACCAGUGAGAACUCCCCCUCCCCCCCUCUGCAUACCAGUCAUAGUACACAAAUUCAGUUUUGUUUUGUUUUUUGGCAUCACAAGCAUAUGGCUACAUAGCGGCAGUUUGGAUUCAUCCCUGUGUUUCCUCCUUCCCCAGACUAACAAGUGGUUCUCUCCUUUUGGUGCAGUUGCAUACAGUGGGUAUGCACUUCCUCAAAAGAAUUUGGGGGCAUAUUAAAAAAGGUUCCAAUGGGAAGGGUGUCUUUGAUUUUGUGUGUGUGUGUGUGUGUGUGUGUGUGUAUGUAUGUAUGUAUGUAUGUAUGUAUGUAUAUACAUACAUAUAUCUAUCUUGCAGGAAUGACUUGCCAGUUCCUGAAGGUGCUUGGGUCCUAAAGCUGAUAUUGGUCUUAAGUGAACUGAACCACCUCCAGCUAACUUGUUUGUACUAUUUAGCUCUUAAAAAACAAAGAAUGGACUCUGUUACUCUGAAAUUAGGGAAGGAGAAUGUCACUUCUCUGGUAGAUGAUAGCCUACUGACUGUACCAUCUACCUAUGCUAGAUGGCAGCAGGUAAAUUGCUGGUGGUUCCAAAGAAGACAUUUUGAACAAAGAAUGUAAUUGGGAAGUGGUCUGAAAGUGUUUUUUUAGAAGAGCAGGUUCUCCAGGAUUUUCUAGAGAUGCAUUUGAAGUUUUAAGCUAGGUAUAAAUCAGGUUUAUACAAUAACAUUAGAAAGAUCUUAGACACCUGAACUAACUUAGACAUAGUAAUGUCCCCUCAGAUCAUGGUAAAGAAUCCUGAAGGGAUUGGGAUAGGUUGGUACUUUUAAAAAAAACAAAAACAGAACUUUCUUUUUAAUUUUGUGGAUUUUUAAUUUUACAGCAGUGUGUCAGCAUGUCUCUAGCACUCUACAAAGUACGGACCUUGAGAGUUAAUGACACACACAGCCUUCAGAAAUCUCCCAAACUUGUUUUCUCAUCUGCUAGUCGUCAUUCCUGCUCCCAACAUUUUCCGAAGACGACUCCACCAGUGAGUCACCCAGCCCCCUUCUAUCCCUGUCUCCCUCCAUCUUCACCUUGAAAUAUUGUGAUCAAUUGAAUUGGCUAAAAUUUCUUUAUUACAUUGUGCGCCCUCUUGAUGCCCCCCCACUCCUCCAUUCUUUGCCCAGCUGGCCCAAGAUAAUAUCAGACCGGAGUCUAAUGGCUAAAGACUUAUCCAAGCCUCUCUUCUCUUUCCUUCCACCCCUAGACACACUAUUUAGUCUUUUCAAAGACAAAGAUCUUUUUCCUUCAUCAUAUACGACUCUUGAAUGGUCCUGUGUGUUGGAGAAAUCAGGUUAUUGCUAGAUAUGAGAUGUUUCAGUCCCUCUGGUGUAAAUGCCAUCAGAACUAUAGUUCUUCCUGUUGAAAAAGGUCAUCACUCUUUCUCCUUUACCCCCUUCAUCCCCAAACAGAAUAAAACACUAAAAUUUAUUUAUAUGUAUUUGAUGUUGUAGGUCUAGGUGAAAAAGUAAAUGUUUCACUGCUCUAUUUAUAUAUUAUGUCUGAAUUAUUCUGUGCAGGAAAGGCCAAGAAAUGCAUGAGAGCUUCAUUCCAUUCAUCACCUUUGCGUGACUGUCAGCUGUGGUUUACAAGACUCUUUCACUUAACGGAUUUUUGUCUGAUGGAAAGCAGUUUUAGAGCCCAAAGUUUUAACUUCUCUGCCAUGUUGUUUGUUAGCGCUAGUACAAGGUUAGUGCAGCCUGUGAUGCUCUUGAGUCAAAUAAAUGGAACUGUCUCCAGUCCUCAAGGUGCAGAAAUGUAAAGGUCUCUGGGCCCUAUACCAAUUCAUUUUUGGGAGGGAGAGGUUGAAGAUGCAUGGAAUGUUGAUGGAUUUAUAGGUGGUUACUUCUACUUGCCAUCUCCACUCCACUGCUGAAAGGUUGGGCUCCGUAAUGACUUCUUUGCUACUGAAAUUUGCUUUAUCUGCAAACUGGCUGCCAAACAGAUACAGUAUGCAGUGGGAGGGAGAGGUGGGAUCCAUAAGUAUUCAGAGGCUAACUGUGUUCUGCAUUUUAACCAGACUGUUUAGUGGAAGGCCUGAAGCAUGUAUGUGUGUAAAUACUAUUCUAUUAUGCACAGUGACUGCUGGCCUGUCAGCUGCAUUCAGUGCUGCCUACUUUCCUCUGUGUUCAGUCUGCUUUUAGCUCUCAAUUAAAAAAAAAUUAACGUGAGUUUUGAAAAAGAUGCCCUGUAUAUUUUAAAUAAAAGGUUAAAUCAGCACAGUCACCAGUGAAGCAGGUGGUGGUGUUGAUCUUUCAUAACUCACUGUUGGCUUUCCCAUUUGACAGCUGUACAGCAUUCAGUAACUCUGAAUGUGUUCUCAGCCCAUUGAAUCUCAUAUGUGUUUGUGUACAUGCAGAGAGGCGCGCCAUUUAACAGAGUUCCUUGCGAGAAUGCUGCAAAGCUACAAGCUACCUUGUGGUUCAUGUAUAUUUAUAUAGGUAUAUAAAAAUGGAGCUUAGCAUUUCUGCUAUGUCUCACUUUUUGGCAGGCUACUAUAUUCACUUUUAAACGAGCACCACUCCAUGCUAAGAUCUGUUCUGUUGCAUUAUGUUAUCCUUCUUCUGUUUUGCUCCUGACUGGUGAAACACAGAUUAAUUUCUUGGAAUGUCAACUAUUUUUGGCAGACAGCCCCCAGUUUCCUUGUAUGAAAGAUUUCUCUUAAGAGUAAGAAUUACAUUUACAAUAACAAGCAGAAUCCUUGUAAUGUAGUUGUGGCCCAUCAAUAAGAGAUGAACAAUUACUAAAGCAAUGGAACUACUGGCUGUGUGAAGAGGCAGAACCAGUCCAACUAUGUAUUUUUGGCUUUUUUGGUUUUUAAAUCCAAAGGCCACCAAGUGGCAUAGACAACCUCUUGGAUUUAAUGAUUUGACCCUAGCAUCUCAAGAUGUCUGCAGUCUAUAGCUAACCGGUAGCCCUGGGAAUCACAGCAGCAGCAAUGGAGGCACUCACUCUUUAGCAUGUCAAGGCAUUGUCCUUAGUUGGAAUCCUUUCUCUGGUUCUGUAUAAAUUGCAUUCAUUGUUUCUAAAGGGGAUAUUGUACUCCAUAAAGCUUACAACCUCAUGACCUGUACAGUAAAGUUUUUUUUGGCCUUUCCUCUUUGUCUUUUCACGUAGACCAGAUAUUUGAAAGGGCAGACGAUGGAUAAAUGUGUAAUGUGCAACCUGUUUAUAUUUUUUGGAAACUUUAACUUGGACCAGAACUCAAAUCACGAAAUCACCAGGCCAGUGGUGGCACACUCUUUAUUGCCCUUUUUCCUUAUUUUCCAUACCUAUUGUUUCUCCUUUCAAAUAUGUGAUUGUAUUAGCUCUUUCCAUAUGAAAGAAUUCUCCUUAUUUAAAUAAAAAAGUUAAAAAAUAAAUAAAGCAGAUUAUGCUUUUCUCAAA